ACUUCCUGUUUGGCACGUUCUACCAGGUGUGUCACACAAUGAGGGGGAGCAAGGGGCUUUCAAUUUAUGUUGGUGGUUCUUGUGGCCCCAGCGUCCCCGUUUUACUUACUUACUGAACUCAGUAAAGCAGGAAGGCCCGAUGUCAUUUGGUCUUCUUCUUUCUUGAGCUAUGUGUGAGUGUGGGGACAUGUUUACUCAGUGAGCUCCGGCUCAACCUGUCUGAUCAGUGCAUGCUGGCCGUGCAGGUAUGAACACACACUCAGCAAGUGCCUGAGAGGAGGCACCAGGAAGACUCUGAGAAAAUGCCGGGAUCACUACUUGGCAACGACUAAAAAACCAAACGAGAACAUCAAGUGGCUUAAAGGAGAUUCUUCUUGCUGCUCUUCAACCAACCGAUGGCUCUGAGAUGCUAAUGUUGCACUACAGGCUCUGGGAUAUCCACGACGUUGCUGUGCUCUUUUGCUUCAUGUUGUACAUGUGUCACCGAGCCGAGGCCAUCACCAUCCAGUCCCCCCAGAGAAGCCUAACCCAGUCUGUGCAGGAGGACGUGUUCUUCUCCAUGAACGUGACCUGCAAUGGCACCCCCACCAUCCAGUGGACCUUCAUGUCCAGCACAGUGAGCCGCGCCAUCGGGAUCUGGCAGCCAGGCGCCUUCAUCAAUAUCACUGCCGACUACACCAGCCGCGUGGAGGCGCACGACAACGGCUCCAUGGUCCUGUCGGAUCUGCGGCUGCAGGACACCGGCUACUACGUGGUGACCGUCACCGACAAGACAGGUGGCAGCAAGGAUGCCGGAUUUGUCCUGAAAGUCAACGAGGUUCUUUACGAGGACCUGCAGUACCUGUCGGUGUCGGCCUUGGCGCUGGGCUGCUUGGCAGCCAUCCUCAUGCUGGCCAUAUGGCUCUUGGACAAAGCCUACACCAAGAUUGUAGCGUGGCGACGGAGGAAGGAGAUGCCAGCAAAUGACGCAACGGAGCUGCAGCCUCUUUGAGACGUUUGCCCAGACUACUUUUUCCACAUGGAAUAGGAAGGACCGUCUUUUUUUUUCUUCAACGCAAUGGCUUUGAUGUACGAAAACUGAGACUGAGGUGCUUGAUUGUUUUUUUUUUUUUUAUACGUGUUCAUCACUGUAAAUAUAAACUGUAUUUAUUGCCAGAGCAUAAGUGAUUGUUUGGAGUAACUGCCUGCUCACUAGGUCACUUGUGUGUUCCCCUCAACAUACACAAGCACGGACUUGCACACAACAUUGGUCAUGUGACAUCAACAAAGGACAAACAACAGAGGCUCUCAAACUUUUUGGGGCCAGGGACCCCAUACAAGAAAUACAUUUCUCAAAUGACCCACUUAUAAUAAAUAUAGCAAAGCAUGGAUACAUAUCUAAAAAUCUAAAUGGCGUAGGAAUUUAACAAAAAAUGUGACUUUUGGGGGGCAAGUCUUGAUAUCUUUUUAUAUAGUCAUGGUUUAACAAGGGAGGAAAGUUGUAUUUUAAUGACAGAAUAAAAUUUCCGGAGAAAUUGCAUGUGAAUGCUAAAGAGCUGAGAAAUAAUUGUUGAAAAUGAGAUUUGAAUUUGGAAUGGUCGGAAUUGGCCAAGAAAUGUGGAAAGAGAAGGGAAAAAUGUGUAAAAUGGGUCUAGAUUGGGGAAUUUCAUUACAAAAAUGUGGGAACUGAUCAAACAGUUCCCCAGAUGUUCCCAAUGACCACAACAGUUUGAAAUUGGAAAAGCUACGUAAAAUGUCUAUUCACAUGGGGAUUUUAUUGUCCAGAUUUGGAGCAGGAAAAUAUGUAAAACGGUCACUAAAUUUGGUAUUUUUUACUGUGAAAAGUUUGUGAUUUGGGAAAAGUGGGAAUUGUGGAAGUUGGAAAAUAGUUCUCAAGAUGUUCUAAAUGUGCUGAGGUCUUUGAAUAUGAAAUGGCAAAGAUGGUGAGGCUUAUUUUGUUCAUUGUCUUAAUUUUGUUUAAAUUGGGCAAUUUUACUGUGAAAACAAAGAGAAUUUGGGGAAGAAGGGAAAUUUGAGAAUGUGGAAACGGAAGUCGUGAUGUUUGAAUGGCAUGAGAAAUGUAGAAGCAGAACCGAGU
This is a messenger RNA of Hippocampus comes (tiger tail seahorse), 2077 nucleotides long. RefSeq names its product V-set and transmembrane domain containing 5 (gene vstm5). Lineage: Eukaryota; Metazoa; Chordata; Actinopteri; Syngnathiformes; Syngnathidae. Gene Ontology annotation, biological process: filopodium assembly; positive regulation of excitatory synapse assembly. Gene Ontology annotation, cellular component: plasma membrane; dendrite; axon. The record is from RefSeq and is a predicted model, not a curated record. The transcript has 4 exons. Bases 407 to 991 code for a protein of 194 amino acids.